GGACCCAGUUUGCUUACGGAAACAAGCCCCGUAAGCCCUUUCUGCCCACCCGGUAAACUUGUUGGGCUAUACCCACCCGACAACCCGACUUAUUUAGAUCCAUAUAAUUGCUGAUCCUGGUGGUUUCUGUCGUUCACACCUCUAUCUGUAAAAGUCGAAUAUCUCAUCCUUAGUGCACGAGAAAAUGGGCGGAGGAGGAGAGCACCACCACGUAGAUGGGGCCCACGGCCACGGAGGAGACUUUCGGGCAAAGGUGUGGAGUAUGUCGGGUGGGCCUUACUGUCGUCCAAAGCACUGGAAACGCAAUACUGCUUUUGCCAUGUUCGGCAUCGUCCUUGUAUGCAUUCCAAUCGCCAUGAAAUCUGCCGAGCUCGAGCGACGACCACAUCUUCCUGUUCGCCCCAUUCCCUCUCAGCUCUGGUGCAAGAAUUUUGGGGACAAGGAUUAUUGACAUCACUUUUAGUGAAGCAACUUCAACAGUUAGCUGUCAAGCUGAGAACCACCCACCAUUGUCUUGGGUAUCAAUAUUUUAUAUGCGUGCCCUGUUUGAUUGAAUAAGAAACAACUUGGUUUGCUUCAUUUGUAGGUUUUUAAAUUUAUGAUAGAUAAUGUUGCUGAUUCCUGUGUAGUGCUACAUCGAAAUAGUGAGUUCUACAAGUUUAAAUUGCGAGUAAGUCGUGCUUCAGCACACCUUUUGUAUUGUCACAUUGCAGUUUCUGAGUACUGUUCCCAAAGUGAAGUUGAUAGUUAAUGAAAUGUUGGGUUUUGAGUUUUAA
Molecule: messenger RNA, 776 nt
Organism: Olea europaea var. sylvestris
Lineage: Eukaryota; Viridiplantae; Streptophyta; Magnoliopsida; Lamiales; Oleaceae
Exons: 2
Coding region: 185-451 (88 amino acids)
Source: RefSeq, a predicted model, not a curated record